Molecule: messenger RNA, 495 nt
Organism: Prunus armeniaca (apricot)
Lineage: Eukaryota; Viridiplantae; Streptophyta; Magnoliopsida; Rosales; Rosaceae
Source: the annotation of a GenBank genome assembly
AUGAGCAUGAAGAUGAAGCAAAUAGUGGAGGCACCGGCAUCACCGCCUCCACCACCACCACCACUUCCAAGGUUCUGGGCUAAGAAGGAUGCGCCACAGAGUGUGACAAAGCGAGAAAUUGCCAGGUUCUGGUUUCAGAAGCGCAUUGAGGAAGAGGAGCACCUCCUCGCUGCUAUCAAGGCUGCAGCACGUAUUCGAGCCCUCAAGCUAUCGGAGGAAGAUUACAGAAGUUUUGAGGAGUCCUUGAACGACGACGACAAAGCCAACGAUAAGGAUAGCUCUGCUGCAGCCACUAAUGACAGCAACAAGGAUGGAAACAACGACGAAGUUCGCGUUGGGAUUAAGGACUGGUGGACAAAGAGCAAGUAUGCAUACUUGAACCAGCCAGCCAUAGAGUCCAUGGAGCCUCCGAAAAGGCGCACCUCCACGUAUGUUCCCAAUUGUUUUGCCUAUAAGCCCACCCCUCUCUACCCUACCUCUCUCGGUGUGUUUUAG